AUGAAUAGGAUCGAUGGGCUUCGACGCAAACAAUUCGGUAAAAUCUAUCAGAUCGAUCGGUCUUAUGACGUACCAAAGAACAUAUUCAAAAUACAAACCUAUGGAAUCAGGAGGGCAGACCACGCCGCAUGUCCUAGUUCGGAGUGCUUGAGGCAGGAGCUCGGUGAAUUUUUGGCACACCGAAUACACAGAUCGGUUCUAAUUGACAGCGUGGAGACCCUUGCGUAUGACAAAAAAAUGAUAGUGUUGUUCAAGUACAUGAACAUAGAAGGUGUGGACAUUUACCUGAGGACAACAGGAAUGAGAAAUGUUUGGUAUGCAGACAAGAAACUGCAACACAAUGAAAAUCCUGUUUAGGCACAGUGUACCAAAAACAUUGUUGAUAAACAAUCUAUAAACUUUGAAAUAUGCGAUCGCGGUGUGAAGCCAACACUACUACCAUCUGUACAUGUUAAAUGCAGCAAAUAUUGCAAUUUUUACGUUAAGAGCAUAGAACGACAUGUGCAAUUAUCCGUUCGGCAGAAUAAUCCGAGGUUUGUUGCCACCACGCUUUACUCAGAGAUUAAUCUGGUUGCAUGGUUUCAGAUCGAACCGGCUGUGAGUGAUAUGUAACAUUUAGAUGGGGCUAGGUUGUAAUGAGACUUAAAACCUCGCAGAACAGCAUUUAAUGUACAAUUAUUGACCUAAUUGUAGUGUUAGGUGCUGGCCACGUAACCACGAGGGCACUUGCUCAGUCAUUUGCAACGAUCGCAUUGAGUGCAUGUACCAAUACAUCAAACGGAACUGAACAACUGCUGCGCUUUGCCCUGAUUUAUGGUACACAACACGAUUAAACGAAUUUGCCUGGUAUGCUUCUGUGCUCAAGGCACCGCGUGCAAUUGCGGUUAACGAAUCUAUCGCGCGCUGUCUAGGUUGAUAAUUCGGUGAUUAUUCAAAUUUAAGCAUUUGUUCACGCACCAAGGUUCGGUCACUAAUUAUUACGUUAGGGUUAUGGUUGCGUUGAAACCACGCAACUGUGCAUUGCCUUUAUUUCUCGCUAUAGAGCGGAUCGUAAAGCAGUUCUUUCUUCGGCAGCCGUGACGAUAAGGGAUGUAACAUCUCAGCAGCUGUGUUAUGGUACUCUUAAAACUUGUGGCAUACAUAAUCAGAUUUCCUGCGCUGUGUACAGAAAUUGUUAAUGGUGCAGGCUUUUCUCCGAGCUUAUGGUAUAUUGGCCACUCCUAUAACGUAUUUUCACCUUUUUCGCUCUCCUUUUUAUCCAGCUGAUAAAGGAAACGCCAAACGUGGUUAUGUCAAUACGGGGUAGUUUAUAAUAAGACUGCUGCUCAAUGCCGUCAGAAGGGGCUACCAGCAUUUUAGUCAUUGCUUUGUCAUAAGGAGCAGAUGCGAAAGACGGUUGGUGGUUUAACAAAUUAACUUUCACCAAAUCUGAAAAAUCAUUUGUUUGCACGUGUUUAAAAACAGGAUAGGGCAGAAACCGUAUGAGACGAUCAGUUUAUUUGAAUUUCUUCAAUUUUUUGAAAAAAAUACGACGCAACUUAGUAAGAGCUAAGAUAUCCAUGAUAAGGAAGGAAGCGUAUAGGAACGGAUUGUUGGUUGUUCGUUGAGAAAAUAAACUAAG
Messenger RNA from Vavraia culicis subsp. floridensis, 1621 nucleotides. RefSeq lists its product as uncharacterized. The transcript has a single exon. NCBI's taxonomy places the organism in Eukaryota, Fungi, Microsporidia, Pleistophoridae. Bases 1 to 357 code for a protein of 118 amino acids. The record is from RefSeq and is a predicted model, not a curated record.